GAAGACUUCUCGUAUUUUUGAAAAAUGUGAUUUUUAUUCUGUACUUUGUUAUUAACACAAAACCAUUGAAUGUGGUGAUUCGUAAUCGUAAACUUCUCUAUAAUAAGUCUCUGAGUGAUUUUCUUCUGAAAACUAUUAUUUGAACCUGGACAAUGAUUGAAGCCUCAAGAGCACGAGCAUCCAGACUGAGUUCGGCACGGACUCCCGGGAAUUUCUAACCAGCCGACAGCGCUCAAAACCUGAAGGAAGCAUUUUUAUGUGUUUGUGAUCUACCUGAAAACACUGAAGAUGGCGACAGCUGACUCACUUCCUGAGAUGUCAGAGAUCAGCUCCAGUCCAGAUGAUCCAGUGAUCCGGGUUCUUCUGAUGGGCAGAUUUGGUUCUGGGGCAAGCUCAUCUGGAAACACUAUACUGGGAGAAAAGAAGUUUAAAUUAAAGAAACAUGAGUCUGAAGUUUGUGAGGGUGAAACAGAGAUCGGAGAGAAGCAGGUGCAUGUGUUUAUUUCUCCAGAUCCACUGGAUCCAGAUCUGUCUGAAGAGAAGAUGGAGAUGAUGAAGGAUCAGCUGGUCUCUCGAUGUUCAUCAGGUCUCAGUGCAGUUCUGCUCACCGUUCCUCUAGAGCAACCUGUGCAAAAUGAGGAAGAGAUCCUGGAUUAUAUUAAAGGUUUAUUUGGUCCUGAUGUCCAGAAGUACAUCAUGAUUCUGUUCACACGUCAAGACGAGCUGGAAGAUCUUGAACAGACCAUUGAUGAACAUCUGGAAGAUCAUGCGGAUCUCCAGCGACUGGUGACUGAAUGUGGAGGAAGGUUUCACUGUUUCAAUAACAAGAAAGAAUCAGAGAGUCAGAGACAAGAACUACUGCUGAAGAUUGAAGGAAUGAUGAUGAAGAAUGGAGGGAAAUUGACCUUGGAACAAAUGAAGAGGACUAACAGUAAAAGAGGUUUUCUUAUUAAUUUUUCAGCAAAGUCUGGAGAUCCAGAUGAGAUUCCUGAGAAGAAAGAUCUCAGACUGGUUCUGCUGGGAAAAACUGGAGCUGGAAAAAGCGCCACUGGAAACACCAUCAUCGGCAGAAACAUGUUCGAAUCUUCAGCCGGUUCAAAGUCUCAGACGAAACAGAGUCAGUCAGAAACUACAGUGAGGUUAAAUAAAGAGAUCUCAGUGAUCGACACACCUGGACUUUAUGAUACUGAACUCAGUGAGGAUGAGUUUAAAACUGAAAUAGUGAAAUGUGUAACAUUAUCCUCUCCAGGCCCACACGCUUUUCUCAUCGUCAUUAGAGUGGGUCGAUUCACAGAGGAGGAGAAAAACACAGUCCAACAUCUCAAAGAAGUGUUUGGAGAAGACAUACUAAAAUACACCAUGAUCAUCUUCACCCAUAAAGAUCAGUUAGAGGAGAAAAAGCAAACCAUUGAAGAGUUUCUACAGGACGGUGAUCAAGAUCUUAAAAGCCUUGUUGAGAGUUGUGGAAACCGAUUCUUCCUUCUAGACAACAAGUCUGCAAGUUUCCCACAGUUUAAAGAUCUGAUCCGUAAAAUAGAGAAGAUGGUGGAAGAAAAUAGAGGGACGCAUUUCACCAAUGACCUGUUUAAAGAAACAGAGAAACACAUUCAGGAGAUUCAGAAGCAGAAAGUGAAGCAGAUCAAACAGCAGAACAAACGCCUCUCUCAGACAGAAUGGCAGAAAAUAUACUUGCGUUUGGUACAAGAGUCACAACGAGAAGCUCAGCAAUAUUUUUCGAACCUUUCCUUUACAAAUCUGCAACCCCGGGGGAAGACCUUCACAUUCACCCGUAAAGAAGGAGUGAAAGCCAAGACAGAAGCAGAGGGCGAAGAAACUGGUCGGUUCAGAGCAUUUAUACUUUCUGUCAGACAAAAGAUGUGUGUGAUUCAGUGAAAAACCACACAAUACAACAGGGGGUCGAUGGAGGUAUCUUGACCCUUUGACUUACCUGUAUGUAUUGGUAUUGAAAAAACACCAUUU
Messenger RNA from Pimephales promelas (fathead minnow), 1980 nucleotides. NCBI's taxonomy places the organism in Eukaryota, Metazoa, Chordata, Actinopteri, Cypriniformes, Leuciscidae. The record is from RefSeq and is a predicted model, not a curated record.